Molecule: messenger RNA, 1236 nt
Organism: Suillus fuscotomentosus
Lineage: Eukaryota; Fungi; Basidiomycota; Agaricomycetes; Boletales; Suillaceae
Exons: 7
Coding region: 1-1236 (411 amino acids)
Source: RefSeq, a predicted model, not a curated record
AUGAUCAGUCUACUGUUCCAUGAAAAGGGCAUGUGCGUAGCCAGGACUGUCAUACGAGCAUACUUUGCUACUUAUGAGCCCGAACUUGUUCGUGAGCGGAAAGCACAACGUCUGAAGAGGAAACAUUUUUGGGCUGCGGGGGUCAACGAUUUAUUUGCUGUAGAUCAGCACGAUAAAUGGCUAAGAUUUGGCCUCGCUCUUCAUACUGGAAUCGAACCUUUCUCAGGGCGCAUCAUGUGGAUCCGUGUAUGGCAUUCCAAUAGGAACCCACAGCUCAUUCUCAGCUACUACUUGGAUACAAUCCAGAAGCUUGGUCAUAUGCCUAUGGUGACCCAAAGUGACCCUGGUACUGAGAACUACGGCAUUGCAAAUGCCCAUACAAUGCUACGGCAAUGGCAUGAUCCUGCGCUGCAAGGCACACUCCAGCAUCGUUGGAUGCGGUCGAAGAAGAACAUAAUGCCUGAGAUUACAUGGUCCCAGUUACGCCGCCGCUUCACUCCUGGCUUCGAAUCAAUACUGGACCGGGGAGUUGAUGAAGGUUGGUACAAUAGUAACAAUACUCUACAAGUAAUGGUAUUCCGUUGGGUCUUUAUUCCUUGGUUGCAACGUGAACUCGAUGCAUACCAGGACCGCAUUAACAACACAGCGAAGAGGCGUGAUCACAAUAAGGUACUUCCACACGGUGUUCCCAGUCUCAUCUAUGAGUCGCCUGAAGAUUUUGGGGCUCUGGACUUCAAAAUCGCUGUAGAACAAAACGCUAUCGAUCAUGUUCGGGCACUCUACAUCAAACCUGACCACCCCGUAUUUGACCUUGUGCCUCCCAAUCUGGGUGAUCACAUUCAGCUUUGCUAUGAGCAGAUGGGCCAUCCUAUUGUCGACCGUGACUCAGUGUGGCAUGUAUAUUGUGAUUUGCUCCAUAUGCUUCAGCAUGGCGCUGAUGAUCCCACUCUCCUUGUCGUCUCUGGUGAUGACGAUGAGGAAUUAGAAGAACUUUCCCUCCUCAAUAACUACCAAGACCUGCCAUUUAACGAGGACGGUUACUACAUGGGGGGCGUUGGUGGUGGGUUGGGGCUGAAUGCAGCGCACCACCAGCGGUUAGACAGCCUCAUGGAGGAGGACGAGCCUGACGUCUCCAAGUCUGUUGAUGGUGACGCCAUCGUCGAGCAUGAUGGUCUUGUUAUUUGGGGUUUCUCAGAUGAUGACUCGGAAGAUGAUGCUGAGACUGAUCAAUGGUAA